CAGAGUGUCUUGGUCUCUGCGGAUCAGUCUGUCUUGGGUGUUUUGCCGUAGUUUACUUGCAGAAUAAAUUGAUUGCACUUUGCAUUUUUGGAGUUAAUUCAUUAAUUCGAAAGAUGAAGACGAUCAUUUUCGUAGUCUUGUUAAUCGCAUCGAUUGAGAGGCUACAAGCAAAGGAUGUUCCGAAAAACCUCUUCAAAUUUUCUGUGCCUGAUGCCCCCGAAGAAGUUCACGAGGAAACACAAUAUGACAUUUUAAUUGAAGAAAUAAGAAGUAUCGCAAAGAACCUGGCCAGUUUUUCUAACGAUGUUGAGAAAGUCUUCAGUCCUCGGAGUGGAGGAGAUAGCUAUGGUUACGAUCCUGAUAGCGAACUUCCCCCUAAUCGCUGGAGUGAGAAGUGGCCAACUUGCGCUGGAAUCAGGCAGAGUCCUAUUAAUUUGGACUUGUCAUCUUGCCAGAAAGAUCUCUCAGGCUCACCACUGAAAUUCUACAAUUUCGAACGUCGUCCACUUACCACGUACGUUGAGAACCUCGGACAUACAAUUCAGAUCUCAUUCAGAUUCAAUAAGCAUUCUCCUUAUAUAACUCGUGGGAAAUUCAAUUCGGAACGAUACGACUUUGCCCAGCUUCACUUCCACUUUGGCGAAACUGAUGAAGUUGGAUCAGAGCAUACCCUCAACUCACAAUCUAGCUCUCUUGAACUUCAUUUGGUUUUCUACAAGUCUACCUAUGGCGAUACAUCUACUGCUUCUCAAUACACUGAUGGCUUGGUUGUCGUUGCUUUCCUAUUCCAAGCUUCCGACGACGUCCCUAAUAAACUCUUUGCACAAAAUUUGAGUAGGGUUACUGACCCUGGCAAUUCUGUCACCGUGAACAGCCCAAAAGGAAAUCGACUCAUUGAUUUCGUUGGAUCUUUGAACUUUGAAUAUGCUAUGUAUUACGGAAGUUUAACUACACCUCCAUGUUCGGAAGCUGUAACGUGGUACGUCUCAACCAAUGUUCAAGAAAUGAGUCGCGGAGACUUGGAAGGCUUCCGAUCUGUUAUGGGAGAGGAAGGAUCCAUGGGAGGAAACAAUCGCCCAACUCAACCUAUUAACUCACGCGUAUGUUAUGUUCGUUGAGACCUUAAAUUCUCAUUCUAAAUAUUACUGCAUUUUCAAGAUUUUGAAAAUUUGAAAGUACCUAAUAAAAGGAAAUUCUUAUAA
Molecule: messenger RNA, 1202 nt
Organism: Phlebotomus papatasi
Lineage: Eukaryota; Metazoa; Arthropoda; Insecta; Diptera; Psychodidae
Product: carbonic anhydrase 1-like
Exons: 5
Coding region: 114-1118 (334 amino acids)
Cellular component (GO): cytoplasm
Molecular function (GO): carbonate dehydratase activity; zinc ion binding
Source: RefSeq, a predicted model, not a curated record